AUGUCGAGAUCGGCGCAAGGCUGGACAGCCGUGCCUACUGAGGAGGAUGUGCCACCAGCCGUAUCCGCAUCCCGGCCCACAAAGUCAGCACAACCCGCAACAUCCACAUCUUCGUCAAGUGCCGCCCCAAAGACCCGGCAGCGCAUACACAAGCCGCCCGAGCCGCUGAAUGUGCCGGAUAUUGAGGAAGAUGCCGCCGAGCGGAAGCGUGUGCUGAAUGUGCUGGCACAGAGACGGUACACCAAGGCGGGCGCAGCGGAGCAACCGCCCGAGGUCCCCGGGGGCGAUGCAGAGAUGACCGAUGCGCACGUGGUCGACCUGACGGCGAUCGAUCCCGCACUCACGGGCAGCGGCAGCAACGACUCGAGCCCCGACGUGGACGAGGCGGUCGCGUUUAUGGAUCUGCCGGCCGCGUCGUCAGCAGCGUUCAUCGAGGGCACGGUGACGUCGUGUCCGCUCGGCGACCUUGACUUGUCGGCCGAGAGCAUGGCGCUGGCGCCCUUUGAAUUCGACCUCAGCCUGAGCACCAGCCUGGCGGCCAUGGCAGCAGCACGGGCAGCCGAGACGGGCUCGUGGGGCAUGGGCACAGGUGCCGUGGUUCUUGACGAGGCCGCCGAGGGAGAGCACAACAACGCCCUAGUGACCACGUCGUCUGCGUCGGCGCCGUCGCCCACACAAAUGACCGUCGUCAACCCCCUGUUGACGUUUGGCACCACCGCUAACAAUGCAUUUACCGAUCUCAGCAGCGUCUCCCUCUCCUCAUCGUCCUAUGGCAUCUCAUCCUCGUCCAACUCGUCCGUCUCGGACCCCCUCUCGCCCACCUCCUACUACAUCCCCGUCACCGAGCUGACGCUGCUACGCGCCGUCAUGCGCAUUUCGACGCGCCUCGGCUGUACGGAGGAGAUGUGGCAGAUUGACGGCCAGUCCCCGUUUGUCGAAAAUAGAAAACCAAAGAAACGCAGCGGCCCAGACGCGAAUACCGAAACGGGCCUCUCGCCACGCAACACCGAAGACGGCCUCGCACUGUUGCCGCCCAACUGGCGCCCCACCCGCGUCCAGCGCGUCGUCCCACACCACCCGGCCCUGGACGUCCUGCCGUGGCCCUCGGUCCGCGAAAAGCUCAUUGGCCUCUUUAAUAUGCCCCUCGACGAGCGGCCCCCGAUUGCCGCCGACCCACUCGCCCUCGUUCAUCUCAUCUACGAUCUGGAGGACAGCGCCGAGGGUCUGCGCAUCUGGGGCUCCGACCCCUAUGACCCCACGUGCUGGGAGGUUGGCCAGCUGGUCUUUGAGCGGUGGUGGUUUGUCUUCGACCGAGACAUUAUCGAGCAGAGCAACCGCUGGCGUCAGCUGCGCGGUGCGUCACGACUGCGGCCCGUGCGGACAGACACACGCACCAAGGGCGUCAUGGACAUGAUCUGGGCCUGA
Sporothrix brasiliensis 5110 is the source of this 1425-nucleotide messenger RNA. RefSeq lists its product as uncharacterized. Bases 1 to 1425 code for a protein of 474 amino acids. The record is from RefSeq and is a predicted model, not a curated record. NCBI's taxonomy places the organism in Eukaryota, Fungi, Ascomycota, Sordariomycetes, Ophiostomatales, Ophiostomataceae. The transcript has 2 exons.